Molecule: messenger RNA, 4103 nt
Organism: Xyrichtys novacula (pearly razorfish)
Lineage: Eukaryota; Metazoa; Chordata; Actinopteri; Labriformes; Labridae
Source: the annotation of a GenBank genome assembly
UAGGCUUAACAUUUUUGGGAUAAAGACUUGAUUAUACAUUUUUAUCUAAUUAGCCUUGAAAGAGUAUUCUGAUCACAUCAAAUCUGCCCAAACAGUAAUGUUGUAAUCUGACUUUGUGAUGACAGGUAAUCUGAUUACAUGUUCUCUGACUACUCUGGGCUAAGUAUUGUCAUCUCUUAUCAUAUAACUACAUCAGGGAAAGCCAUCUGGUUAGGCAACAUGUAAUCUGACCUUUCAUGAACAGCAGUGAUAAUAUUUAAUCUGAAUAAUAUUAAAAAUAAUAAUAAUAAUAAGAAGAUCUCUGGGAUUUUAAAAUACUGUCAUGAUUUGAUAUUAAAAAUAAUAAUAAUACAUUUUUUUUGUUAGGGCGCCUUUCAAGGCACUCAAGGUCGCCUUACAAUGUAAAUAGAAUACAGGACAAAAAUAAAAGAUUAAAAUUGAAAUAAGAUUAAAACCAAAUACAAUAUAAUACAUUAAAGCAUCAUAUAAAACAUUACAAUACAUUAAAAUAAAGGAGGGAGACAGUGCUGUAGGUCAAGUAUGUAUGUAAGUAUGUUUUGAGUUGGGAUAUUAGCUUUAAACCAUAGACUGUAUAUACUAUAAUAAUAAUAAUAAUAAUAAUAAUAAUAAUAAUAAUAAUAAUAAUAAUAAUAAUAAUAAUAAUAAUAAUAAUAAUAAUCUAUAUACAGUCUAUGGGACAGACCAAAACAUUAAGUUCGUGUGUUGAAUUAACUGCAGUUACGCACUUCGAACACCAGGGGGUACGUUCUCUGCCUCAAACCGCCGCUGGUCGUCCGGGCAACCACACUGUCAUGGCAACCUCGCUGACGCUCAAGAAACUGCACUUCCUGUUGAAACUGGUAACCUGCUAAAACGAGCGAAAAAAUACUAUAUUUAAGUGUUUUUUUAGAAGUUUUAACUUUUGCUACAGCGUCAGUUUGAUUCAUUUUUCUCUUAGGUGGUCAAAAAAGAGGAUAAACGGCGACAACAGAAGCGGGAGGAGUCCGAUAUCAACUUUGAUAUGACUUUCUCGCCUCUAUUCGAGAAGCACGAACGGUAGGAAACGAGUGGAAAGAGACUCCAAGGCGAGUCAGGAGCCGAAAACCUGCCUUUAAAUGCAUCUAACACGGCCAAAGUCCUCCAAAGGACGAAGCAGACCCGCUGUGAGCAUGGACUACAGCACCCAGAGGCCUCCUCCGUCUCCAGACCCUCCUGUCCUCAACAGCAGGCCGGAUAGAAACCUCCGCUCCCAGUCCCAACCUGCAAUGUGUCAGAGCGGCCAGAUGAGCCAGGAUCAAGUCUUUCAGAUGCUGCACCUCACCCCAACAACAGCUCCACCACUGUCUCUAAACAGGUACACGGUCCUUCCAUCCAUAGAGAAGAGACCAGCAGAUGUGAGAAACCUGGACAGGCACAUGUCAGAGCUCCACCUGUGUGAUGACCAGAGCAAUGAGGGGCCACAUCCUCCCAACACCUCUGAGAAGGACCCCCAAACCUGGCCGAAGCACCCUCCAGAUCCAGGACUCGAAACAGCAAAAAGUGACGGAUCAUUUGGUGGUUUUCUCCUGGCAAUCCGAGCACCAUGUGGCAGGAGGUUUGAGCAGCACUUUGACCCCUUAGACACCCUUCUGGCUGUAAAAUCCAGCGCUGAGGUCAGGUAUGGAGUCCAGUAUAGAGGAGUAUCCAUUGAGACCAUGGAUGUGCCUCGCAGGACCUUCACAGACAUGGGGAUGAGUUUGGCACAGUGUGGCAUCGUGAACAAAUCAGUGCUGUGCAUCUCUCAGAAUGACAGCGAGGCGGAGAGAGUUUAAUCUCAAGAGGAAAAGUGAUGAUUUAAAGUCCUGCUGCAAUCCAAAACAUGAUUUUCUUAUUCUUUCUUGAAACGUUGAAUCUCACUUUGCAAAAGGAUAUGUGCGCAGUGAUCCAAGUGAAGUUAAAACAGGAUAUAAUCUGGAUGUUUUGACUGAAUCUCACAGCUGGUUUUGAAUUGAUUCCAGGAUAAUAUGCAACUAAACUCGAGUGAUGAGUAAGUUUAACCUCCACAGGACUCAUACAUCAAUGAUUGACUUCUCAGUGAUACUUCAGGGUUAAAAAAAUCACUUUAAUUUACAUUUAUCAAAGAGGCGAGAAAGGAAAAAAAAUGUUUUGAAAGAUUUAUCCCUACAAGUUUUGUAACUAAUAAAAAAAUAUAGUUAGUUUCUGUAAAUCAGUGUCUGUUUUUUGCAAAGUAGCUUUUGCAUGUGAGGAAUUUGCUCAGUUAAUUUUUUUUUUGCAUGAAACAGUGAAAAUUUUGUUAAAAUGCACGCAAAAAGCAGCACCACAACACUGAAAAAUUAUCCAGAGUAUUUUUAAAAUCAUUAAAACUUGAUAUUUUUGAUUGUAUGAAACAAAAAAAAACCCCUCAAAAUGAGCAGGAACCUUGAAAUAAUACAUCUGUAUUUAUUAAAACAAUAACCGCUGAGGGUUAAUUUUUUAAUUUCUAAUUUUUUUUAUUUUAAUUUUAGCAUGAAACAAUGAAAAUUUUGUUAAAAUGCACGCAAAAAGCAGCACUACAACACUGCUGCAAAACAAGAAAAAUGAUCCAGGGUAUUUCUAAAAUCAUUCAAACUUGAUAUUUUUGAUAAGAUGAAUAAAAAUACACUCAAAAUGAGCAGGAAACUCAGAAAUAAUCCAUCUGUAAUUAUGAAAACAAUAACCGCCUAGGGUUGUUUUUUUAAUUUCAAAGUGAGAAUCUUGUUAAAAUGCAUGCAAAUCUCAGCGCCACAGCACAAAAAACCAAUCAGAAACUAUUUUUAAAAUCAUUAAACUUGGUAUUUUUGAUUAGAUGAAAUUAAAAUACUCUCAAAAUGAGCAGGAAACUCAGAAAUAAUAGAUCUGUAAUUAUGAAAACAAUAACCGCCGGGGGUUACUCAUUAAAAGAACAUUUUACUCAUCCCUGUGAUUCCAGAUAUCUCAGCAGAAAGCACUUUCAUAUUUUUAUUGAUGUCAUUUACUCGAUUUUCCUUUUUCAUUUGUCAAAGCUAAAUUGAAUCUUCCUGGCUGUCAUAUUAGGAUAAGGAGCGAGACGGACAUUUGUGCGCUCAUCAAAUAAACUGUAACAUAAUUACACUCUGUUUUUCACAAAUAUCUUUUAUCAGGAGGAUCGCUUUCGAAUUAAACUCUGUGUCCUCAGGGUCAAACAUUCUCAUUCAGUAUCGUCUUUUUAUUAUGGAAACUAUCAGAGUUCAAGGUUCACUGCAAAAAUUUCAGUCUACUGUAGCCUACUGUAACCUGUAAACAUGUUUCUAGACCAAAACACACAAAUUAAAUCAGACCAAAGUAAUAAGAAAGAGGUUAUAUUUGCUCUUUUUCUUUUAAACAUGCUGCACAGUGACUGAAAAUGUAGUCCCAUCAUGAUCAAUACAAGAUACAACAUACUAAUUCAUUGUUUGGACACUUAAAAUGAAGUUGUAACCUGAUAUUUUCGAAAAUAAAACCAAACUCCACCACUUGAACAUGCCACAGUAUUUAUUGUUUUUCUUUUCGGCACACAAAACUUCACAAUUUGAUUUCUCACCAACUCAAAAUUUUUAGAAACUCGAUAACCGGCAGAAACGGGCAUUUACCUCUUAAAAUGCUUCAAGUCAUUCAAGGAAACUGAAUCUGAAACUCAACCUUGUGUAAGCCGUGCAUACGCCUAAGGAUAAGACACAUUGCUAUGUUCCGAUACUACAAUAAUAAAAUAAUCAUAAUUCACUUCAAACAAUCAAAAAAACACUGCAAACAAACAAACAAACAAACAAACUGUAGUAUUCUCACCACUCCUGCGGGCUGUUUUAACAGCCAGUGGUUUGUUUAGAGUCUCUGGGAGAGACUGCUUUAAGGCUUUAAGGUGACUUCAGUGAACAAUCCGAGUCGGACACAUCAAAUUAAUUCAAGUGAAAACUUUGGCACAAAUAUCUGCCAUGAAGAGUUAGAAAGGUCAGCAUUUAUCUUUUCUUUUUUUUCUGUAAACAGUAAAACGCAAACAAUAAACCCCUGAAAGAACUUCAGUCACUUCAGGUAACACUGCUUCAGUAACUGCGAGUGCAAACAGAGACGCGUUCAGCUGAUCAGAGCUUCCA